AUGGCGUCUAACUCCUACCUUAUCGUCGGCGCCGGCGUCUUCGGUGUGUCCACCGCCUACACUCUCAUCCGCAAAUACCCCAAUGCCUCCGUCACAAUCGUCGACCGCGACGCCUACAAUGCCGAUUCGCGCGUCGCAGCUUCGUGGGACUGGAACAAAGUCAUUCGCGCUGACUACGAUGAUAUCAUAUACUGCAGGCUCGCGCUGGAGGCACAGGAUAUUUUCGAGCAAGAUCCGCUGUACCAGCCUUUCUUCCACAAGUCGGGCAUCUACUGGAUGUGCCGCACCGACUACGCCACACAAGUCGUCGAAAACUACAGAAAAUUGGGCAGGAAGGCGCAAAUUGAGGCUGUGAGCGUCAAAGAGGCUAGAAAACUCUACGGAGGUCUGUUUGAGGAUGCGGACUACAGCGAUGUCACGGAAGUCCUCGUGAACAAGACCAGCGGCUGGGCAAAUGCUGGAGACGCGCUGAAGGCGGUAACCAAGAAAUGCAUUGAGUUGGGCGUCAAAUAUGUUGUCGCUGAGACCCAGUCUUUGGCAUUCAACGGCGGACGAUGCACGGGUAUUAGAAUGCGAAAGGGAGACACGUUGAGCGCGGAUAAGAUAAUUCUCUCCACAGGAGCGUUCACAGCGAAGCUCCUCGAGCAGGCCGCAAAAGCAAGCAACAAACCCGAGAUCUCAGCCGGCGGCAGGAUAAUAGCAGGCGGAAUCACAACCGGCAUGACGCAGCUAGACGAAGAAUCCUACAAGCGCUUCGCAAACAUGCCCGUCGCAGUGCAAAGCUGGAACCCCACAAUCGUCUCCCCCACCCGCGACCGCGAACUAAAAUGGUGGGGCCAAAAGAUCUUCAAAAACACGCAAAACAUUCUAGGCAAGCGCAUCUCCGCGCCCCCACCAGAGAGCGACUACGCACAGUGGAAAGUCGCGGCCCCCCUCAAAGAAGACAUCGACUUCGCCAACAACAUUUUCUACGGUAAAAACGGCGCAAACUGGAAGAUGGAGAAGCAUCGUAUUUGCUGGGAUGCGUUUACCUCGUCUAGUGACUUUAUCAUCUCGCCGCAUGCGGGGGCGGAGGGGCUCUACGUUGCGACGUGUGGUUCGUUUCACGGGUAUAAGUUUUUUCCUGUGCUGGGGAAGUAUGUUGUGCAGAUGUUGGAGGGGGAGCUGGAGGAGGAGUUGGCGUGGAAGUGGGCGUGGGAUCGGGAGAGGCCGGAUGAGAGGCUUAAUGCGGAGUUUCCGAGGUGGGAGAUGAGGGAUUUGAUGGGGAAGCAGGCGAGAUUGUAG
Messenger RNA from Didymosphaeria variabile, 1284 nucleotides. RefSeq lists its product as uncharacterized. The coding region runs from base 1 to 1284 and encodes 427 amino acids. The transcript has 2 exons. Gene Ontology annotation, molecular function: sarcosine oxidase activity; saccharopine oxidase activity; flavin adenine dinucleotide binding. The record is from RefSeq and is a predicted model, not a curated record. Lineage: Eukaryota; Fungi; Ascomycota; Dothideomycetes; Pleosporales; Didymosphaeriaceae.